This is a messenger RNA of Orcinus orca (killer whale), 2777 nucleotides long. RefSeq lists its product as uncharacterized. Bases 1049 to 1954 code for a protein of 301 amino acids. The transcript has 3 exons. The record is from RefSeq and is a predicted model, not a curated record. Lineage: Eukaryota; Metazoa; Chordata; Mammalia; Artiodactyla; Delphinidae.
UUUAGGGCUAUGAUAGGAGCAGGACUGGCUGAGUGGGAGAACAGAGGAGAAAUGCACAGGGUGGAGGGCAUAGUAUUCCAACUGUCUGAUUCCUCCCUGAUGGACCAUGGCCUUUGGCGCAGGAGGCAGCAUCCGCCCAGUGUUAAACCACAGAAAGGACGAUGUGACAGGAGGCAGCUUGUUAGAGUGAAAAGAGCUCUGGACUAAGCAUGAAAGUUCCCAGGGUCCAGCCUGAGGGCGGCUGUCUUUAGUAACAGUGAGUGAGUGAUUGAUUUUUCCCUAUCCCAGUAUCUGUUUCCUCUUCUGUAAAAUGGAUCAAGUAAUCUGUUGAUGGUAGCUGUAGUGAUGAAAUGGGGAAAUAUUUACGAAUGCACUGCAGAAAAAAGAAAGCCCUUCACUGUGUGGUGCCAGAUAAGGUACUUGAUGUGGUCAGACUUGGUGUUGGGAAAGUUGUUUAGACUGGACCACUUUCCAUAGAGAGACUUUCCCUUGAUAACCAGCAGAAGCCACCUGGAAGAGCCCAGGAUGUUCCCAGGUGGAGGGAUGUGGGACAUGGUUCUUCUCCUUAGAGAAAGGAGGGGAUCUUGUGAGAGCUGUGAAGGUUCAUAGAGCCUGUGUCUUUGGCAGAAUUUGUGGCAGGAUGGAUGAUCCAGCUGUAGAAGCCAAGAUGGAAGGUGGACAAGUAUGCAGUGAUAUAAGGGAGAAAGGACACUUUAAAUGUUUGUCCAAUUCCUGGCAGAAGGUGUCAUGAUGAUGAUCCUCUGGUUUAGAGUCAGACUGCCUGAUGGAUCGGAAAUCCAUGCUAGGGCAAUUGUUUAAAGACAAUGCAUUAGAACUUCCAUACAGUACUAAUUCAUACCUAGGUAUUUAUGAGUCUAUGACCAUGUGAGUUGCUGUGUUGGUAGUGAGUGACGUGGCAAGAAGCUGACUUCUUGGAUAUUUCUGAAUUUGCAGAAAUUCGUGAAGAUGAGGAAGAUGAACAAGCACAAGAGAUACUCACAUCUAGGUAACAGUGAACUAGCAGGAGCUGGUAAUGGGUAGGUAAAUUAUGGACAGGGUCACAGAAAGAACAGUGAGGUCAAGAGAGUCACAGAUGCCAGACGCAAGGAGAAGCAGAACUGCAGACUGUAUUGAUUUACUUCACUCAACCCACAUGGAAAUGGCCGUGUUAACUUGGUCGUCUGUUGUCUCCGUGCUACUUGUAUGUACGACCCAAGGUGAAUGCACCACCCUUAGGAUUUCCUGCACACACAGAGAAUAUCUAUUCUCUCCUAAAGGAACUCCAAGCGUGGAGCGGCAGGAGGUUGAAAAGAAGGAAGUGCCUCAGGACUCCCAGGAUGAAUGUGUUUUGACUCCUUCAAUUCUCCAAGGAAGUUCUGACUGCAACCAGCCUUACAGUGAUGGCAAAUUUGCAUUUGAUGAAUCAGAAGUGGGCCCUGCUCCGGAUGGAGCCUGUGGUUGCUCCCAUGCUAAAGAGGAUGAAAUUCCAACUGAUCUCCCAAGUAGCCUCCAUAUUUGUUCCCCAUACCUGUGUAGACUGAGGAAGGUCAUCUCUGAAGAUAGUCCCUAUAGACACAUCUUGCUUAAAUCAGGGAAAAGGAUCUAUUAUGAAACACAGACAUCAGGUGGCUCAGGGAGCCUUUAUCCCUUUCUAGGCCCCCGUCAUGCCUUUGUCACCCUGGCACCAGUGUCAGGCAUUUGGACCCAAAUCAGGUGUGACAAACUCUCAUCCACCUUGGGUGGAAAUCUACAGGAGGUGUUUGUCAGACCUAGUUUGGAUCAAAUGUGUCUUGUCACCUGCAAUGACCUAAUUUUUGUUUUUUUGUACAAUGUCCCUGGCCUUUCUAUCCUUAUCCAGACACAACGGCAGACUUGCAUAUACAUCAGGAGAGGUUGUUUCCCUGGUUUCACUGCUCUCAGUCCCAGUCUCCAUCUUCUCUAUGUUGGCUUCUAACUGUUAGCUAAGCAGUCAUCGGAAAACCAGGACAGACACAGCUGUACCAUUGCCUUGUUUGGAUGUUUCCAUGAAGCAAGGCUGGGCUCUGGCAGUCCCUUCAGCCUCGAAUGGGCAUGGUUUCUGUGUCACACCAAAGAUUCUUUUUUGGUUUGAGGGUUUAUACAAUUCAUCCAUCACUCUAGUCUCAAGUAUAAAUUCCUCUAAACCAUCAGCAACCACAUAAUCUGAUGGGACUAACCAAUAUUGUAGAAACAAUUCUAGAAAAUAACUCAGCUCAUUUUCUAGGAUCACUGGGGAAAAUAUAUCAUUAACUAUUUAUACAGGCUCAGAACAAAGGAUGUUGGGAGAGCACUCUACCAGAUCAAUAAGAGAAUUUCCCUGAUGGGUCUGGGGUCCAGUCUAAUUCUAAGACUUAAGCGUCCUGGAAUGUCUCUGCUAAUGUAUUAUGUUCUUGCACUGAGAAUAUUCAUGUCCUUGUGGUGUGUUCACUGAGUAGGUAUGUGUGAGACGUGAUUUGCUUAUUGUGACCCACUGUCUCUGAAUUUCUUGCUAGACAAUCAAAAUGAUCAUAAGCAAGUGGAUGGACAAGAGCCAGUAUCCCCCAGCGUGAACCUACAGGAUGUUGGAAAGAAGGAAGUGCUCCAGGAAUCCCAAGAUGAAUGUGUUUUGGCUCCUUCAACUCCCCAGGAAGGUUCUAACUGCUACCAGCCUUACAGUGAUGAAAAAUUUGCAUUUGAUGAGGAGAAAGUGGGGUCUGCUCUGGAUGGAGCCUGUGGUUGCUCCCAUGCUAGAGAAGAUGAAAUUUCAACUGGUCUCCUAG